GAGGCACAACGCGAGGAUUAACGAGGGGACGUGGUAACAGAGGGAUGUCACACACUCAGGGAAGAGGGUAUAACGUGGGUUCGUAUCCAAACCAGCCUGGCCAAGGAGGACGCUCAACAUAUAACGAAUCGCUGAGCAAUUUCGCAUACAAUUCAAGUAAUGUUGGUCCAGACUAUGGCUUAAACUAUCCACAAAGCUAUGAGACUGAACACAUCCACCAUGGUGGUAGUUCCUCUUAUCAUAGAGGUGGUGGACAGGCAUAUUCUGCUCAACCACACCCCAGUGGUCAAGUCUACCCCAUGGCAAAUACCAACAGGGCACCGAAAACCUUGGACACUCGUAAAGAACACCUUAAGUCCGAAAUCACAGCCAAUUUAGCGGCCGCCCUUGGCGAUUUGACAAAACUAGUUCACGACGAGGAAGAUGCCUCAGUUGCUCUCCACGUUUCAAACGCUUUGACAGAAUCGUUACUAAAGUAUAGAAUGAGUGGAUUACAAUGAAUUGUCCAUCAUAUGACUUCUACAGGAAUCCAUUUCGAAACCAAAGCUCAGACAUAUCCCUUGUGUCCCAGCUAUGAGUCCAGGUGUGAGACAAAUGUACUUGCUAUAGUCAAACUUUGAAAAGUCGCCAAAUGAAUACUCAGCCUAUCGCAGGCUGGAAAGAAUUCCAAUGGUAUUAAACAGGGGCGUAGGAAUGUGUACAGGAUUGGGGACGGGCAACGUUGACUCAGCAAAAAUUUUUGAAAUUUGAUUGCUUUAGAUCCCCGGAAAUGCCCAUUUCUUUUUGGUUUAAUUUAUACUUCUUCAAAACAGCACAAGUCAAAAACGAAUAAGUAUAAUUGUUAACCCUUCACUUUCGAGUGAAGUGCGCCAAUAUUUGCUGCCCAUAUGUAUAAGUUGCGAGUCAACUGAUCCGACAAAAUUGGAUAAUCCUUUACCUACCAAAACAACUGUGAAUGUAGAAAAAUUUUAAACGUGGAUAUUGAUACAAUCAUGCCGUGAUUCAUGCACAUAUAUAUGCAUGUCACGGUUCUGGCAUAACACUCACCCCGGAAGUUACAUGUAUACUAUUGGAAAUAACCACAUGAUAUACGACAGUCCACAGGAUAUGAACGGAAAAGCCUUUAGGCUUUAAAGGACGUGGAAAUGGUGAUACGUCUAUAUAUGGACAUGCCACGCUAUUUAUUCGCCAUUUUCACGUCCUCUUUGACGUUCACGUCCUCAUCAGCUCCUGCUAAAUCUGCCUAUUGCUGAAGAGUGGCGAGUUUGUUACGAUCAAAUGCCGUUUUGUUUUUAUACACACGUCGGUAUGGCUUACAAUAUAUUAUUUGUUUGGCACUGUUUAUACAUUGUGAUUAUUUGUGCUAGCGGAAAAACAACAGCACAGAUUGAAAUCAAACGAGAAAGAUAUGAUAAAUUUAUUCCUCAAAACUUACAUUUGGAACGUCAGAAAUCUAAGCAAAAAGCGGAAAAUAUGUGUAAGAGUUUCAAAGCUGAAUGUGAAAAUGAUGAAUGUAAAUAUUGCCAGUGUAUUGAAGAGGAUAGCAACACAUUUCUGCUGUUAACUCCUACCACAGGCAAUUGUACUAAAGACCAAGAUAUCAUACGUGAUUCAGGUGAUGAUGUAAUGACUAAUGUUUAUCUGUUAGUAUUGCUAUUUUGAGUUAAAUAUUGAGGUAUUGAAGAGUUUUAGAUUGGCGUUUACAGCUAGGGCAACCCGCUGUUCCACUUUUGGGGUUAUGUGGUCAUGUUAUUUACUAAUUUCAAUACCUCAAA
Molecule: messenger RNA, 1775 nt
Organism: Dendronephthya gigantea
Lineage: Eukaryota; Metazoa; Cnidaria; Anthozoa; Malacalcyonacea; Nephtheidae
Exons: 4
Coding region: 45-500 (151 amino acids)
Source: RefSeq, a predicted model, not a curated record